Messenger RNA from Sus scrofa (pig), 1721 nucleotides. RefSeq names its product cytochrome c oxidase assembly factor 5 (gene COA5). Gene Ontology annotation, cellular component: mitochondrion. NCBI's taxonomy places the organism in Eukaryota, Metazoa, Chordata, Mammalia, Artiodactyla, Suidae. Gene Ontology annotation, biological process: mitochondrial respiratory chain complex IV assembly. The record is from RefSeq and is a predicted model, not a curated record.
CCGGAAGUGGUUGCUGCCGGCUUCCGGUUCCGCCCUGUGCGGGGUCGCUGGCGUCUUACCGUGUCGGGCUCGGUUGCAGACUCGUGUGUGUCCCGGCCGCGGCGGGCGGGAGGCGCGGUCAUGCCUCGGUAUUACGAGGACAAGCCGGAGGGCGGCGCGUGCGCGGGCGUGAAGGAGGACCUGGGCGCGUGUCUGUUGCAGUCGGACUGCGUGCUCCAGGAAGGAAAAUCCCCUCGACAGUGUCUGAAGGAAGGAAGCUGCAAAGCUUUGCAAUACUCAUUUUUUGAGUGUAAAAGAUCAAUGUUAGAUGCCAGAUCAAGAUUCAGAGGAAGAAAAGGAUAUUGAUACUGCUGUGUUGAAACCAAGAUGAAAACAACAGAGAAUUUCUUCUGGCCUUUGAAACAGAGAAGCCAAAAUAAGAAACAGACUUUUCGUCACAUCUGUUCUAUUGAACCAGUUUUUCCCUCCUCGGAACACUAAAGAAAAUGAAUGAGUUCUGGUUUUCAGUAUGUAUAAAGUAAAUGAUUCUCUCUCUCUUUUUUUUUUUUAAAUUUUAAUUUUUUCCAAUUCUCUUGUUCUAAAUAAUUUUUAGGAGAAUUAAUUGAACAGUUGUGGGCUGGGAACAUCAUAGAUGUGUUUUAAGAAUUGUUCUGAAGCACAGAAGAUGGAAAGACUUUAUUUUCAAACUUGACUCUUCAACCAGUUGAUACAGUUUGUACAUCCUUUGGGAAUGCUGUGAAGGCUACUGAGGGGACUAUUAAAAUCAACAUGGAGUCUGGUGAGAUGUCUGUCUGGAAAGUUUAGGAUAAAGCUUUUUUAGUCAGUCUGUACUAUUUAGUUCUAAAAUAAAUUGUGUUUGAUUUCUUGGAGACGAAAUGCUUCAUUUGCAUUAAUUCACUGAAGUACCUCAAAGUAUUACUAUCACGCAUUAGGCAUAGCUGGAUGCAAAGCCUGGGAUUAUGAUGUCAGGGCUCCCUGCCUCCAUCUCUUGACUAUUUUUGUUUCCUGGCCUUGUUUUCAGGCAGGCCUGCUGUACAUAAAGGGAAAGAGGCCAGUGUUCUACAAAAGUACACAUCCUUUAGAUCUGUGAUCCAAGAGGAGGAGAGAUUGCCUCCUUCUCUAGGGUCCAUGGGUCAAAUCUACAAAAGGACUCUUGUCUUGCCUGGAUCAUCUGCUCUUAUAUUAGACCAAUCUCUGUGGAAAAAGGGAUGAGAACCUGAUCUUGGCCAGGUCUGGGCCUUACGCCCUAUAUUUUGUAACUCUUGUCGGAAUCACAUUGGAUGAAUAACGCACCUGAUCCUCAGAAGGAUUCAGAGCAAACUGAAACAGUAGUUAUUGACUGUAGAAGGCAAGACUGAAAAUCAUGAAAUGCUUGAAAAAGUUUAGAAUCAUUUUAUUCUGAUCACAUAGUACAGUAGAGAGCCAGAUAUGAAACUGAGUUUCCAGUUUUAUUUUCAGUAUUGAAGAAUAAUGGACGAGCCAUAGCUGCUUCUUUAGUUCAUUGGAGUUAAAGCAAUCAAGUAUUCCGUAGUUCACUUGCUUUCUUAAAGAUUCACCUAAAGUUGUGAGAAUUCGACUUCAGCACUGGUCAUCAUUGCAGAAAAUCACUGAGGUUCACUGUACAGCUUUUUACUGGGAAAGGGGAAAUGAUGGAUUUUUUUUCACUAACUUGUAUAUCUGUUUAAGUGGUACAAUUUUUAUUAAAAAUAAAAUUUGAUAAA